Molecule: messenger RNA, 3552 nt
Organism: Phycomyces blakesleeanus NRRL 1555(-)
Lineage: Eukaryota; Fungi; Mucoromycota; Mucoromycetes; Mucorales; Phycomycetaceae
Exons: 8
Coding region: 1-3552 (1183 amino acids)
Molecular function (GO): protein binding
Source: RefSeq, a predicted model, not a curated record
AUGGCAAAAAGUCCAGCUAAACCAGUCGCUGCUCCUGCAAAGAAAACCCCCUGGAGAGGUAUCAGCAUCAAGCGACCAGCUGGAAGACCAGAAUCUAUCGCAUCAGUCCAAUCUCAAGACUCCCAAAAAUCUACUGACUCUGAGAAGCAGGACUCCUCCACCAACCUAGCCAAAGUUGAUCCUAGUCUGAUCAGUGUUGAGGAAGAGCUGGACCAAAGCAAGAGCUGCGAGGUAUCACAGGAACCUGUGUCUCCGACCAAAACCAAAACCAAAACCAAAGAAAACACUCCAAAAGCAGUGACCAAUGAAACUCAAGGGGAAGAAAACGGCGAUGUGGCUACACCACGCGCAUCCAGGUCCAGAGCUUCAUCUUUCUAUGGUCUUGAUUCUGCAAGUGAAGUUUUUGAGGACGCAUAUGAUGAUAAUGAUGACUCUUUGGAAGAUGAAGAUGAUUACGAUGAUGAUGAUUCUCCUCUAAAAAGCACAGCAGCAAAAGUAUACCCGGUCACUACUAGUGGUAGCAGUACUAUUCCGCACCCAAAAGAGGAUAGGAAAGAGAUGUUUAUUGCAAAAGAGCAAUUGCCUGAUUUUGUUACAGAAAUUGAAGGCCUUACUAUCGAGUCCAUGUCUGGAUCGGUUGUGCACCCAAAUAUUAAGGAAAUAACAGCAGAUCCUUUGGAAACCAAAGUCGCCAAAAUAACCAAUGAAGACGAUGUACAUACACCCACAAAUACAUCGGCCGUUGACCCAAAAGAUGUGGUUUUGAAGGAAACGCUAUUUGUUGCAGAGGAUGAAAUCACAGGCCAAGAAAUGCAUGCAAAACCCAAAGUCACAGACACUUUAUUAAGCCAGCCUGUUGUGGGUGUAACACCUGUAUCAAAGAACCAAUCCGAAAACGACCCAGAGAAAGUGCAUAUUUCUUCACAAGAUUUGGGUGUGGCAGAGGUGGCGAACAAUGACAUUUUAAAAAAAAGCAAAAAUUUCGGAUCAGAAACGCUUAGGACAACACAUGACUCUACAGCAUCUCAGUUCCCACACGACAAGCAAGAUACUGUUCAAAAGACAACUGCUUUGGAGACAUCUGCAGAGAACAUGGCUACUAAGCAAGAUCAAAGCACUGCAGUUGCUGCAGCUGUGGCAUCUGUACUUGCUGCAGCUGGUGUAGUCCAUCUUCCACUCCAAAGUUUAAAACAGCCGCAAAAUGACGACAGCAAAGGUGUCACCCCUUUAAUUAUAACAGAUGGCGCUGAGGGUGAUAAUGACAAGCUCGUGUUUCACGGUGGAGACAGUGGAAUUGCUAUUUCUCAAACAGCAUCUGACGAAGAUAGUGAUCCUGAGAAAGUAUCCAAGGCACCAAGCGAGCGUACUUCGAGUGACUCUGAUGAUGAUGACAGGGACUGCCUUGGAUCUAUCUUACCUGCUAUUAGCGACUCUUUACGUGAAUACAACAACAAAGAGCCCACAAGAGAUAUCAAGAAAGCCACCGAUGAUAUGGAAAAUGAUAUCGAGGCCAGAAAGGAAAGAGAGCUAGAGUUUCCCAUUGAGCCUCCUGUUGAUCUGGAUGUGUUCAAAGACAACACGCUCGCAAUCCAAGCUAUCGAUAUCAAAAGUAUUCCUAUCAAUGACUUUACACCAAGACAACAAGAAAAAGCUGAUGAGCCGGUACAAGAAGGAAUCAAUUUAUUGUUUGAUAACCAGUUUAUGAGAGCAAAGGGUAUAUUCCAGACAAAAGCAAACAUUGAUCCUGUAUAUGCAUUGGGAUUGGGUGCAAUGGCUUUUAUUAAAGCUAUGAUGACCUUUGAUGAGAAAGAUAUGGCUUCUGCUAUGAAUGCCUUGGCCACUGCUUACACUAUUGGAAAAACUCAAGUCGAUAAUUCUCCUUACAAAAAGCCUCUAAAGGAUUCGGUCUUCCAUUAUUUUGCCACUUUUGGCUCUGGUAGCACCGGUCUUCCUCCUUCGCCUAUUCCUAUUAUCCCACUCAAGGACACCUCCAACGACCCGCCGACAUUCAUUCCUAACGGUGUGCUCCGUGCCCAUGUAGCAAAGGCCGAAUGCUGUCUAUUGAUGGGAGUCCUUCAGAUGUCACAAGAAAGUGUGAUCGGUUACCUUAAAUGUGGACUUAAUCUUCGUCGGGGUAAUACAGAUACAGAUACAAUGUUUAAGGAGUUCUUUAGAGAAACAAUGACUAACAAACAACCAUUAAAACAAAUAGCAUACAACAGCUAUAGUAUUGUGUGGCAGGAAUAUCGUCGCAUGGGCCAAGAAUACAACAAUCAUAUAGACCAUAACACUGUAUCUGGAAUCCAGUUUGGAAUUGGUGCUGUGCAUCUCCUUAUGUCUUCUAUGCCGUCCAAGAUUCUCAAAAUCUUCUCCACCUUUGGAUGGAAAGGUGACAAGCAGCUUGGAUUCGCUCUUCUGAAACUCUGUCUUGAAGGCAGAGGGCUUCGCUCGCCUCUGGCUUCUCUUGCUCUGCUUACCUAUUAUUCUGUUCUUACUUCUUUCGCUCCUCAGUUAUACGCUAAAGAGCUCAUGAGCCCUGCGAUUGAAUGCCUUUUGGAUGCUCAAAAAAACCAUCCAAACUCUUGUUUCUUCCUAUUCUUUGCGGCCCACACAUCCCGUGUGGCCCGUAAUAUUCCCUUGUCUACUCAAUCGUUCGACUUUGCUGCUGAAUCCAGCAGGGGAGAAUGGGCUGAACAUGCGAUGAAGCAAUUGUCGGAUUAUGAGAUUGGUGUCAACCUGAUGCUCCAACUUGACUGGGAAAGUGCUGCCGAAUGCUUUGAGAAUCUUGCCCAAGAAAAGUACUGGUCGCCUUCAUUCGCAAAAUACGUUGUUGGCGCCUGCCGGGACAUGCUGGGUGAGCGUACAGACGGCAUUCUGGCCUUUGCAGAGGUUCCACAGCUGGCCAAGGAAUACCCGACCAAGAAAACGUACAUGGAUGCCUAUGUCCACAAGAAGGUUGAGUUCUUCCAGCGCAGUGGCUACCAGGACAUGGAUUUCAGUCUGCCAGGCCUUGAACUCAUUUUGGUGUUGAAUGGGUUUGAGCACAUGGACAAAGGUUGUCUUGAAAAGGCUCUCAAGAGAGUUCACGAGACUCUUGAAUUGAUUUAUGAGCGUGAGAAGAUGGAGUACACAAUUCGCCUGAGGGAGCUUGUGCCAACCACAACCCCACCGAAUUAUUAUGACCAGCGGGCAGUUUUGCUGUUGAUAAAAUCAUCGAUCCUGAAUACGUUGGGACGAUACACCGAAUGCAUUUCCCAUCUCAAUUGGAUUAUUGACCACAAGGAAUCUAUUAAGCAUGAGACUUGGGUAGCACCGUUUGCCUACUGGGAAUCGGGAAUCACAAGCUGGGGCUUGGGUAAUGCGCAAAAGAGUCGUCAGCUUUGGCAACUUGCCUUGGCAUGCACUAAAUACGAUUUUGAGUACCGUAUGUCAGUUCGAUUGACCCUGGCAUUGAAUCGUUGCGAUGAAUUUGGCAUCGAAGCAGUUGACACAAAAGCCAAAAAGGGGCCCACUACUAAUGGUCGCAAGCGUAUGCCUAUCGUCCCUACUUAG